Entrophospora candida is the source of this 1155-nucleotide messenger RNA. NCBI's taxonomy places the organism in Eukaryota, Fungi, Glomeromycota, Glomeromycetes, Entrophosporales, Entrophosporaceae. The record is from the annotation of a GenBank genome assembly.
AUGGAUUUGAAAUUAAUUUGUGGAGCAAGCGCGACAAAUGCGUCAACAACAGAAGCAGCGACAGUAACCUCUAUGACGAUUAAUAGUAAGAACAAAGCGAUUGAUUUAAAAAUCGACAAUGAUGAUUCGCAACCAACUCAAUCACCAUCUUUGCCACCAUCGGAAUUCGGCAAUGAUAACAAUGUUAUUGCACCGACAUCAGCUUCUCAAUCUCAUUCUCAAUUACAACAAUUUCCAUCGCAACAACUUACCGCUGUUGCUGUUACUUCUCAGCCAUCAUCAUCAUCUAGAUCAUCUACUUCAUCUGCUUCUCCUCCACAAUCACACUUGCAACAAGGACAACUUUUAACUCCUCCACAUAAUAAAGACGAGAAUUCAUUAAUUACUCCCGCAACUCCUUUAUCUGCUGUUUUUCCUGCUCCUCCUCAAUCUCAUAAUCAUCAACAUCAAAACCAUUUACAUUCAUCAUCAUCAUCACCACCAUCAUCACCAUCCCCAUCGUCACCAUCCCCAUCACCAUCCCCGUCAUUAACUCAUUCGCAAUAUCCACAACAUCCAAUUCCACAGCAUCCAUCACACCAUCAACAUCUACAUCCAUACUAUAAUAAUAACAACAAUGAUAAUAAUGGUAAUGGUAGUCAUCAUUAUAAUCCAUCAUUCGAAUAUUAUCAACAAUAUUUGGAAAAAGAAAUGCACCAGAAUCGUCAAACAUUGCUCAGUAUUGAUGGCAAUGGUAAUAGUCAAGAACACAUUUGUCACCGUGAAAUGAACUAUAAUCACCCUGAUGGCAAUAAUAUCAACACAUAUAACAAUAAUAAUCAGGAUUAUUUAAAUAAUAGUAUGUGGCAAAUGUCUUUAAAUAAUUUAAAAAAUUUAGAGGGUCAUAUUUCGGAUUUAAUAAAUAAAACCUUCGAAGUACUCUAUGCUUUAAAUGCCCUGAAAGAUGAGACCAUUCGGAAGGGUCCUAAACGAUUGGCACCCCCGGGAAGAUGUCACUCGUGUAACAUACAAGAAACACCCGAAUGGCGUCGAGGCCCUGAUGGAGCAAGAACUUUAUGUAACGCUUGUGGUUUGCAUUUCGCCAAACUAACAAGAAAACGUUCACAAGCUGCUAUCUUGGAACAUCAAAGAUUCCAAGAAUAUUAUACACGCUAG